AAUUGUACUGCCGAAAGUUUUUCUUAGCUUUGAACCGCGUGACACUGUCUGUUAAAAAACUCCAGCUGUAGUGUGACGACUUAGACACGCGCCACAAUCUACAGAGUAUCCACGCGGACCCGGAGCUGUCCUGGUUUUUUCGGCUGAUUUGGUGUGUGUGAGUCUGGUGUGAUGGGGGACCGGAGCCGGUUGUGCUCCGUGUGGCUCGGCUCGGAGACCGGGAUCCUGAAGGGGGUCAGCCUGUCCCGGAAACAGGCCUUCAACUUCUGCAACACGAGCCACCUGAGCCGAGACCAGGAGGUCCGCGCGCUGUGCUGGGGGGACGCGGCGGAGAGCGAGCUGCUGGUGGGCUGCGUGGACGCCACCGUGAAGACGUUCAGCGUGGAAAAGGGCGCGUUCACCGAGAGCCGGAGCUGCGGGGACCCGGCGGAGGGCUGCUUCUCCGGGCUAGCGGCGCUGGGCGGCGGCGCACUGGUCACCUGCGCGGAGAGCGGCGCGCUGCGCGUGUGGAGGGAAGAGGGCGGCGACGAGCCCGUGACACAGGUGGACGCCGGGAAGAACGUGUGCAGGAUGCGGCAGAGCCCGGCGAACCCAAACAAGGUGGCCACCGGAGGGAAGGAGAACGGCCUGAAGAUCUGGGACCUCCAGAGGCCCGAGCAGCCCGCGUUCAGCGCCAAGAACCUCCGGGACGACUGGCUGGACCUCCGGCGGCCCUACUGGGUCCGGGACAUGGCCUUCAUCCCGGACUCCGACAAAGUGGUCACCUGCACGGGUUACCACCAGGUGCACGUGUUCGACCCCUCGUCUCCUCAGAGGCGUCCUGUCCUGGAGGCGGAGUACGGCGAGUACCCGCUCACCGCUAUCUCUCUGACGCCUGAUGGCACCGCGGUGGCGGUGGGCAACACCCAGGGUCACAUCGCCCUGCUGGACCUGAGGAAGGGCCUGGUGCGUGGCUGUCUCAAGGGGCUGGCGGGCGGCGUGAGGGGGCUUCAGUGCCACGCUUCCCAGCCAUUGGUGGCGUCCUGCGGCCUGGACCGCUUCCUGCGCAUCCACAGCCUGGAGGACCGCAAACUGCAGCACAAAGUCUACCUCAAGUCCAGUCUCAACUGCCUCCUGCUCGCCAGCCAAGACCUGCAGGAGGGAGGGGCAACUGCAGGGGAGGCGGAGUCUGAGGUAAAGGAGGAGGAAGACGAAGGUGAUGAUGUGUGGGACGCUAUGGAGCGGGUGGAGGAGAGGCAGAAGAGGAAAACGACAGAAGACAAAGAGACAACGAAGAAGAGGAAGAAGGCACAGGACUGAGAGGCAUUUGAGGUUUUAGAGGACAGUGGGACGUUUAACCGCUGUAGCUGGGGGCUUGUAAGCAGCGUUUAUUCAGACUGGAGGCCUUAACUUUUAUUUUGAAAAGCUUCAGGUACUGGGUAGAUGUUUCUCACCUGUGAACAGGUAGAGUCUGCGUCUGCCUGGGGAGACAAAUGUAUGAAUGCCCUAAAACGUCUUUGUUGUUUUUUUAUGAUUGUAAUUAUUGAAAAUACACGUGUAAUUAUGAUUAAAGGAGUCUCUGCUUCCUGUGUCUGAUCAAAGAAGUUAAAUGUGCUGACAGAGCAUCUCAGCUCCUGAGGAAAAACUGCAGCAGAGGAGAAAACAGUGGAAAAACAAUCCAGUUUUAAUUCUGUGCAGGGCGCUCAAACAUGCGGCCCAGUGGAUAGGAAUGUGGGGGGAAAGGAGAGCCUCCAGUUUUUCACUGUUUUGUCCUUCUGACCUGUCAGGGUUCACAGCCUUAAUGCUAACAGAUAUUACCCAGACCAUUUAAAUAACAGAAAUGAAAUUGAAAUGAAAAACUUCCUGUUUUUCAUUUCAAUUGAGGAACUCAAUUUGAGGUUUUUAAGCGAUAAAUCUACCCGUCUGACCCACUCAGGAUCAGAGCUGUGUGUGGCUCAUCGGUCAGUGAACGCAGCCCGAGCUGCUCCUAUUAAAGGUGCGUUCACUGGCAGCAGCUGCAGGUCUGAGCAGCACACAGAACUUGUUUUCAGUGUCUGAUGGAAACAUGGGAGGAACUACAGUACUGUGCAAAAGUCCUGAGUCAGCAGCAUUUGUUUGUGAUUGGC
Molecule: messenger RNA, 2105 nt
Organism: Pelmatolapia mariae (spotted tilapia)
Lineage: Eukaryota; Metazoa; Chordata; Actinopteri; Cichliformes; Cichlidae
Gene: wdr74
Product: WD repeat domain 74
Exons: 2
Coding region: 172-1299 (375 amino acids)
Biological process (GO): ribosomal large subunit biogenesis
Cellular component (GO): nucleolus; preribosome, large subunit precursor
Molecular function (GO): protein binding
Source: RefSeq, a predicted model, not a curated record